GUCACAUUGGUUGGGCAUGGAAACCCCACCCUCCCUCCCCACCUUCUUCCUGCCCCUUGUCUGCCCUGAGAUCUGGCCUCAGCUAUUCAGGGUAAAGAGCUUGAAAGGGUUUGGGCGAAUGGAAUCCUUUCAGUUUCCAUCAAGAGGUAAAAUGCUAAAUAUUUUCCAUCUUAUCUUAAUUUUUCCCCUUGGGCUUUGAAAAUAAGCCCUUGGAAACCCAAACCUAUAACAUGCCUUCCUCUCUUCGUGGUCCCAUAUACUCUGAUUUGUGUUCUCUAGCACCAUUUCUCUGGAGUGGAUAGUGCCCUCCAGCCAGGGUCUGCCUGACCUAAAACCUCAAAGGAAGCUGAGUUUGUUGUGGAGCUUUCCGUGUGAGAACACAGAAGCUUCUUCAUUUGGCAAAAAAAAAAAAAAAAAAAAAACUGCUCUCAAGAAUGAAUUCACACUAGGGAAGAAGAGUGUUUAAGACUAGUUUUGACGAUAGCUAACACUGACUGAGCAAGGCGGUAUGCUGAAUACCCGCUUUAUCUCAUGAAUACUCACUACCGUUGUUACCAAGAGUCCCUGGUGGGGCAAACAGUUCAGUGGUCUACUGCUACCCGAAAGGUGGGCAUUUGAAUCCACCCAGAAGUGCCUUGGAAGAAAGGCCUGGCAAUCUACUUCCAGAACACCACAGACAUGGAAAACUCUAUGGAGUGCAGUUCUACUCUGCACACACAGGGUUGCCAUAAGUUGGAAUCUACUUGACAGCAAUUUUUUUUUAUAGCUGUUAUCAUCCCCAUUUUACAGAUGAGAAACAAACAACAACAAAAAAAAACAAACCAAACCCAUUGCCAUUGUGUCAAUUGCGGCUCAUAGCCUCCUCUAAGUGGAGUGUUAAGAAAUAUGCACAAAGACACCAGGUGACCUUUCUAACACUGAAGCCUAUGUCUGUUAACCCUAAUAGCUCCAAGUAGGUGUGUGUAUCUUAACAAAGUUAGCCUUUCUCCUCAAGAAAUGAGUCUAAGGUGUGAUUUCAUGCAUAACGUCCAACUGGUAGAGAAAUCUUGGGAGCAGGGGUCCUCCUCAGAACUUCCAAGGAACAGCUUGGAAGCAGCUAUUCUGUAGUUAGCUCUGCGGGAGCUGCAACAGGGCAGGAGACAGCUCCUCACAGGCAUAACCAGCUCCCAAGGCAGUUCUGUGUGGCCGGGGGGGUCAGGACAGGAGGCUGUUUGUAGGUUCCUGGAAUUUAAGCUUACGCUUCCUGUUUCUCAUUUCACUGAAGAGAGAAUGACUGGGUCCUAGCACAUGGGCUGUUUGUGUACCUGAGUAAUGGAGAGGAGGGAUUGAGGUACACCUGAAUAUUUAACCCCCAGUUAGGCCAGCCGCUGAGGAAAGCGGCUGUGGGAAGGAGCUGUCCGGGUGGGUCCUUCAUAGCACAGAGCUUUGCUUGUGUGGUUUCGCGUAAUGCACCCAGUUGGCCUUCUUGAAGGUAGUUGGGUCCGGCUUGAGAACAUGUGGCUGGCCCAAGCCUUUGGUGUGAGACAAAGUACUGUAGCCAUUCAGAACAAAGGCUUUAGGUCAGCUACACUUGGUGCAAAUGGUUAAGUGCUGGGCUACCACCCAAAAGGUUGGCAGUUCAAAUCUACCCAGAGGUGCCUUGGAAGAAAGGCCUGACAAUCUACUUUCAAAAGAUCGCAGACAUUGAAAACCUGGUGGGGUUGCCAUGAGUCGGAAUCGACUGGCAGGUGACUGGUAGACUUGGAUUCAAACACUGCCUCCACCACCUGUUAGUUGUCUGACUGCAGGCAGGUGAUACAACCUCAGCUCCUUUACCUGUAAAAUGGGGACAGUAGUAAUAGCACCAACCUCAAUGGGUUCUAUGGUAGUGUAUGUGAAAGACGUGCCUGUUGCCUAGGGAGAAGCAGUUUUUAAUAUUAUUAUUAAAGGUCUUUAUUGUCAACAUUUACUGAGAUUUUAUAGAAUGGGCUAAAGGCCAAGCCUGCCAAUUCUAGGUUAUUCAAUAAAAUCAAGCCAUGAGCUCAAAUGUUGCAAGCUGUUCCAUCAGCUGGCAUUCCUACAGCGUUUGUGUAGUUGCUGAAUCUUCUGAAUUUGAAAAGAAAAAGAAAAAAGCACCAACAUAAAAUUUUCCUAUUUGAAAAGACAUUCUGUUUCGGCACCUUCCAGGGGUGCCUCUGUGCAGGCACAGGGUGUUUGUGGGGAGGAUGGUGGGCCUGGCCUGAGGGGCGGCUGGGGGAAGGACAAAGGGGUAAAUGACAGUGACAGGUCACAAAGGGCAGCAGGGAUAAAUACAGCUGCGCAGGGGGCUUAGGCUGAGAAGGAGUUACUUUUCUUGCCAGGACCGCUGUUUGCAGCUCCUCAAAGAGAGCAAAGUCAGGUGGAAACCCUCUCUGGAGCCCACGCCGCAUCUCUACACCCUAGAAGAGAUUCUGCGUGGUGCCCAAGCCUCUUGCUGCAUCCCCACAGCAAACAUCUGGACCCUCACCCCAGCCUCUGGGCGGGGGACUGCUGAGAGACCUGCGUGGAGCCGCCUUUGGCCCAGGAGCACCGCUGACCCCUCGUCUGCCAACGCGGCCAAGGAAGACCCAGAUCUGCGUGCUGGCACUGCUGCAGGGCCAGAAGGUAGCCGCCAUGAGCAGCGAUUCUCUGUUACCAUAUUAUACGGCGCAGAGUGGCUCUGCCAUGGGGCUGUUCAACACGGCCAUGGGGAAGCUGCAGAGACAGCUGUACAAGGGGGAGUACGAUGUAUUCAAGUACGCACCCAUUUUUGAGAGCGACUUCAUCCAGAUCACCAGAAGGGGUGAGGUGAUUGACGUGCACAACCGUGUCCGCAUGGUGACAGUGGGCGUCGCCUGCACCAGCCCCGUCCUUGCCCUGCCCGAUGUGAUGCUGCUGGCCCGGCCAGCUACCGGCUGCGAUGAGGAUGGCGGCCAGGCCCCCAGGGGACGAGGCCGCAAGGCCACCAAGACCUUAGAGCUGACCCGGCUCCUGCCCUUGAAGUUUGUCAAGAUCUCCGUGCACGACCGUGAGAAGCAGCAGCUGCGCCUCAAGUUUGCCACGGGCCGCUCUUGCUACCUGCAGCUCUGUCCCCCUCUGGAUGCUCGGGAAGACCUCUUUGCCUACUGGGAGAAGCUCAUUUAUCUGCUGCGACCCCCAGUGGACAGUAACAGCAGCACCCAUGCCAUUCCAGCUGGUGACAUGAUUUGCAUGCCUGUGUGGGAGAAGCGGGAGGACAGGCCAAGCCCAGCAGCCGUGGAUGUCCAUGGGAAGGGGGAUCAGGACCAGGUGAGUGUCAGGAGCCUCCACGUGUUCUCCGAGGUGUCUGGGGUCACCUCUGCUGCUUUUGCUGGUGGAGAGGGAAUCCAAAAUGCCUCCCACAAACCUACCCCAAACACGAGAACAAGCCCCACAGCAGGCGCUGUGAGCAUGGCAGCAGCUGGGUCCUCAGGCCCGCAGCAGACAAACAUGGCAAUGGCAGAAGCAGCCGCCAAGGAUCCCAGAGGAAGCAAAACCAGCCUUGCCAUUGCAGGUGCUGCCAACACAUCCUCGAAGAGUAUCAAGGUGGCUGUGGCAGGGGCUGCAAGCAGAUUCUCGGAGCCCACUGGCACACUGGAGGACUCCGUCAGCCUCUCCCCAGAGGCCAGCAAGAAUGUGGAAAUUGCAGGAGCAGAAUCUACAGUUGAGACCGUUGCAGAAACAGCUGGCGAGCCAGCCAGGGGACCUCCUGUCUCACCCUUGCCUAGUGAAGGUGCCAUGAGUGAACAGCACAGAAGCCAGCGAGGCCACCAGCCCAACAUUGCAACCCGGAGGGAGCAAAGGGCAAGGAGGGAGCGAAGGGAAAAGGACACAGCAGUCAGUAGGAGGGGCUCUCGACACAGCAGGACAGGCAAGAGUCGCCACAAGACGGAAGGCGACAAGAUGAGCCGAAAAUCUUCCAGCCGGUCCGUAGCCAGCCGCAGAGCCACUAGACGUGACAAAAAGGACAAAAGCCGCGGCAGCCCCAGGGGCAGCAGACACUCCUCGGCUCACAAAGGCGUCAGCCGCACGCCCAUCUCAAAGGAGUCCAGGACGUCCCACAAGUUGGGGCGAAGCCUGUCUACCACAAGUUCAGGUUCAACGACCAAGAGACUCAGCAGGAUCAGCUCCUUCCUGAGGAAUGUCAGAGCCAGCCUGACCACGAGAACAGGUGCCUCACUGCGGGACAGAGGGGUGGACAUUGUGUCUAAGACGGUGGAGAAGAGCAACUUGGAGGCCAUCAUGGAGACAGCAGAGGGUAACCUAGGGCUCGAGAUCACAGGUACCAUGACAUCUGCCACCAUGGAGGCAGUGACCUUUGAAACCCACUAAAUAGGAACCAGAGUGCGGGAAGUAUCCCUGGAGAGCCUAUGGCAGCUUUCCUGACUGCAGUUUAAAUAUUAAAAUAAUCUACAAUUAAUAAAUACAAUUUCCAGAUGGCAUGCUGUAUUUGAAUUUCUAUGUCCUGUAGCCCAGUAGUGACAUCACAGUGGCUUCUAUGAUGUCAGCCUCACCUCACACCCAUUCACCCCAUGCUCGUUAGAGCUGCAUGAGUGCUCCAUCCUGCCACAGUCCCUUUCUGGCUUUGGUCCCUGAGGUUAUGGCUGGGAGUCACAGACUGUGGGCUGGGAAUCUCCACCACCUUCUGCUCCUUUUUAUAAACUCUUCUUUCUCCUGAAGGUCCAUAGGCAACAAGGUCCAUUAUGAACAAGAACAGAACUCAUUUCCCCUCUGGGCAUUCUUGGGAGGAAGGAGGGGUGCAGCAGCAUUUGGUGACAAUCAGAACAGGGCUGACUAGGUGGCUUAUAAGGACAGAGGCUCUGUCCCUGGUGGGUAACAGUUUGACUGCUAACCAAAAGGUCAGCAGUUCCAAUUCACCAGUAGCUCCUUGGAAACCCUAUGGGGCAGUUCUAUAACUUUGCCGUUGAGUCGAUUCCCACUCAACGGCAAUGGGUUUGGUUUUUGUAGAAGACAGAAAUUGAUUCAUAGUUUGAGAGACUAGAAGUCCAAAUCAAUGUGUGAAGUUUUGAGGGACAAAUGCUUGCCCCACUAUUUCUUGGCCGUUUGAUGCGCCUUCAGAUGGUAUCAUGGACUGAACUAUGACCCCCCAGAAUGACCCCCAAAAAAUGUAUGUAUCAACUUGGUUAGGCCAUGUGUGGUGGUCCUCCAUUUUUUGAUUGUAAUUUUAUGUGGAGAGGACUAGGGUGGGAUUGUAACACCCCCCUUACUUAGGUCACCUCCCUGAUCCAAGGUAAAGAGAGUUUCCCUGGGGUGUGGGCUGCACCACCUUUCAUCUCUCAAGAGAUAAAAGCAAAGGGAAGCAAGUAGAGCUGGGGACCCCA
This is a messenger RNA of Loxodonta africana (African savanna elephant), 5357 nucleotides long. It is a transcript of the gene GARIN4, whose product is annotated as golgi associated RAB2 interactor family member 4. The record is from RefSeq and is a predicted model, not a curated record. NCBI's taxonomy places the organism in Eukaryota, Metazoa, Chordata, Mammalia, Proboscidea, Elephantidae. Gene Ontology annotation, cellular component: nucleus. The coding region runs from base 2632 to 4347 and encodes 571 amino acids. The transcript has a single exon.